Aspergillus candidus is the source of this 378-nucleotide messenger RNA. RefSeq lists its product as uncharacterized. The record is from RefSeq and is a predicted model, not a curated record. The transcript has a single exon. NCBI's taxonomy places the organism in Eukaryota, Fungi, Ascomycota, Eurotiomycetes, Eurotiales, Aspergillaceae. Bases 188 to 376 code for a protein of 62 amino acids.
CCAUACACACAAACAUACCGUCCCUCCCUCGUAAAAAAAAAAAAAAUAGAGAAAAACCGUGCAGGUCUCAAGCUCCCCACACCAACUCCUCCAAUUACAGAUUCAAUAAUGGUCAGCGCUGGACGAUCCGCGCGCAGGCACCUCCCAGGUUUAUGAACGUCAACGCGUGAUUGGUGCGCUGUUGGAGAUGCUUACCAUUACGAGGGCCGUGACUGGUCGAGAUGCGGGCUGCGCGUACCGAUUUUUUUGUGGGUUGCAUGUAAUCAAUGCUUUGUCCUCUACUAUUGCUCGGUGUGUUCUCUUGUAUGGGUUAUGUCCGAAGCCCAUUGGUGUUUACGUUCGGAGGAAGUGUAGCGAUGUCCGCGGAGCGGGUUGAGA